Molecule: messenger RNA, 1317 nt
Organism: Fusarium odoratissimum NRRL 54006
Lineage: Eukaryota; Fungi; Ascomycota; Sordariomycetes; Hypocreales; Nectriaceae
Exons: 3
Coding region: 34-1119 (361 amino acids)
Biological process (GO): proteolysis
Molecular function (GO): metalloendopeptidase activity
Source: RefSeq, a predicted model, not a curated record
CAGAACUAUUUCUCUCUCAUUCACGAAUUCACGAUGCGCUUUUAUCCGACAUUGGCUUGUGUUGCCUUUCUUGCUUCUGGCGUUCGAGCGCAUUUGCCUCACCACAAGCACGCGCGAAACAGCGACGCUUUGACCGUCUCUCUGGAGCCUGUUUCUGGGCAAUCGACGCAGAUCAAUGUCUCCAUUAAGAACGCCGGACCUACUGAUCUGAGUCUCCUCAAGAUCGGUACAAUUCUUGACGAGCGACCUGUCAAGAAACUCUCAUUGGAGGACCAGAGCGGAAAUGAGGUGCCUUUCAUGGGCAUUGAGCUGAGCCUGUACUACGAUGGACUCAAUACCAAUCACUUUGAGACGCUCAAAACUGGGUCAUCUAUCUUUCGAGUUGUUGACUUGUCGACCAUUUAUGACUUGAAACCCGGCACAUACUCUGUGUAUGCCGAGGGUAGUCUCCCUGCCGUAUCUGAGGAAUCCAGCAAGCCAACUCCUGUGUCGCUGAAGUCUGAACCCAUCUCUAUCAAGGUUGCCAAAGCUUCAUCAGCCGAGGCAAAGCAACAAGCAUCAAAGCGUACCAUUCUCCAGGAAGACUCAUGCACCGCCGACAAGCUCGAACUCACAGCCAACAGCGUGAAGAACUGCGAGACUCUUGCUCGAGCCGCAGCGAAAGAUGCAUCUGACGUUCACUCCGCGAGAUUCGUCGAGUACUUCAAGUCCAACGAGACCAAGGCUCGCGAACACGUUACAGGCCGACUUCUCGCCGUUGCUGAAGAGUGUUCUACUUCGGACAGUGGCAACACACGAGUCUUUUGCAGAGAUGAGAUUGGAUACUGUGAGAGCGACGGUCCGUUGAUCGCUUACACGACCUGGGUCAAUGGCUAUGUCACCAUGUGUCCGCUGUUCUACGACACGCUGCCACCUUUGCCACAAAAGUGCCAUAAGCAGGACCAUGCCACCACGACGAUUCACGAGAUGACGCAUGCUAGAGCCGUGUAUGAGCAGGAGGUUUCAACUCAGGAUUAUGCUUAUGGCUAUGAGAAUUCUACUGCUCUGGAUCCUCUGUCUUGCCUUUACAAUGCUGAUUCGUAUUCGCUUUACGCCAACGCGGUUUACUUGGGUUGUUAAUGGUAUCAGGUGGGAUAAAAGACGGUCCACCAAUGGUGGAGCUAUUUUCUGUUUGAUAUAGAUCGAUAAUGAACACCAAUCUAUUUAAUAGCUUAUCGUCUUAUCCCAACCAGUGAUCGCUCAAUGACAUAGUUAUCCCUCCGUGGUUCAUUCAUCGUUAUGGUGAACCAAAUGGGGCUUGUAAUAUCAGUAACUGUC